AUGGUCAUCUACUCCUUCUACAUCUUCGACCGCCACACCGAGUGCAUCUACAGCAAGCGAUGGUUGCGCCCGACUGCGAACCACGCGAAGGCCGGCCGCCCUACCUCUGGCGGCAGCCUUAUGAGCGAUGGUGACGGCCAGGUCGGGCGCAAGGCCCUGUCCAAAGAGGACGAUGCGAAGCUCAUGUUCGGCUCCGUCUUCUCCUUACGGAACAUGGUCAAGCAGCUGGGCGGAGAGGACGAUACCUUCCUUUCCUUCCGCACCGCCGAAUACAAGCUCCACUACUACGAGACGCCCACCCGCCUGAAGUUCGUCAUGCUCACCGACACCAAAACGAACAACCUCCGCAUAGUCCUGCAUCAAAUCUGGGCGAACCUCUACGUCGAGUUCGUGGUGAAGAACCCUCUCGCGCCUGUCGAGCACCCUGGUGGCGUAGGGGUGGCCAACGAGCUGUUCGAAAUGGGACUGGAUAGCUUCAUUGACAGCGUCUUUCCCGGAUGA
Molecule: messenger RNA, 501 nt
Organism: Lasiodiplodia theobromae
Lineage: Eukaryota; Fungi; Ascomycota; Dothideomycetes; Botryosphaeriales; Botryosphaeriaceae
Product: Sybindin-like protein
Exons: 4
Coding region: 1-501 (166 amino acids)
Biological process (GO): endoplasmic reticulum to Golgi vesicle-mediated transport
Cellular component (GO): TRAPP complex
Source: RefSeq, a predicted model, not a curated record